This is a messenger RNA of Hyaloscypha bicolor E, 3057 nucleotides long. RefSeq lists its product as uncharacterized. Gene Ontology annotation, cellular component: equatorial microtubule organizing center; spindle pole; gamma-tubulin complex. The transcript has 2 exons. Gene Ontology annotation, molecular function: microtubule minus-end binding; gamma-tubulin binding. Gene Ontology annotation, biological process: spindle assembly; cytoplasmic microtubule organization; microtubule nucleation. The record is from RefSeq and is a predicted model, not a curated record. Lineage: Eukaryota; Fungi; Ascomycota; Leotiomycetes; Helotiales; Hyaloscyphaceae. Bases 22 to 2781 code for a protein of 919 amino acids.
UCCACAACUAACGCAAACAUAAUGGCGUACGCUACCAAGUUAGGAGCUCUGACAGAAGAGCUUGUAACCUUGCUCACGUCUACGUCUCUAAAAUCUGACCCUGCGAGAUUCAAUCUGCAUCGAGAGAGCGCUCUUAGAGCUCUGCGGCAUCACAAUUUUGCUCGAACAAAUCAAUUCGAUGUCACCAGUCAAUUCGAUGGCCUGGACGAGAAGUUUCGAGUCCUCCUUGAAGACUCAUUGGCAGAUGCGCUCAAGGAACGGCUGAACAUUCUGGCAAAAUUGGAGGUCAAAUGGGCCCCCGAGAUUCUACAUCUGCUCCUCGAGCUUUCGGAUCGACCAGUUGAGAAGUCAAAGCUCGAAAAUCUCGAUUUUCUGAAAGAACCUGAACCGGAUCCAGGACGAACCUUGAAAUGGGAAGACCUUAUUGCGGAAGAUCCUCUUCUGCGAGAUAAAAGUGUUUGGCAGAAUGUUGAUUUUGGCGCCGAGAGCUCUGAUGGAGAGGAUGGAUUUGAGGACAGUCGAUCAGAACUCUCUGGGUUGACAAACACAACUCUGCAAUCGAGCGUAGAUGAAGAGUUCAACCAGCGGCCGGAGGACUACGCUAUUGAUACAAUCAACAAGGAGGAUUUAGAUCAACUGCGAGAUGCCCAAUUUUGGCAGAAGACUCAUACUGUGGAUGGAGUCCAGUUGGAAACGGUGAAGACGACAGUUACAGAACUUCAGGCUAUUCGUGAAGUCCUCUUCAUGCUCUUGGGGUUGCCAACAUCGUUAUUUGAAAUAUUACGGGAGAACCUUGUAGUCCCGAAACGGAAGUAUGCUCUAAAGCAUGCCUCUGCGGACGCGUUCUUUAAAGUUGGGAGAUCAUUUUCCGAGCAAGGAACUGCAGUAAUGCGUUUGCGGUCAUGGGCAGGGCGGGAUCAAUCAAUUCCAUUGAUGCAGGUCUUACAAAGCUCCAUUCUAUGCCGCACGGUCGAAUUCGACGCACGAAUAUCGGACAUACAGCAGCGAUUUGUCAACCCGGCAAAGGAUAUUGUCGUCAGCCUCCUCAGUGUUCAAGCAGAAGUUUCUUCCUAUCUGCGGCCUCUGGUUCGACUCUCUGAGAUUAUCAAGAAACUCGAUGACGAGCGAUACCCUCAUGCAUUUCGUUAUCUAGAACUACUCUACGAUGAAGCUUGCACAUCGCAACUGGCUGGAGAUGAUGUGAUCUACUCAUUCAUAGGACGAAUAUUCUUCGAAUGCUUUAAAAUAUAUCUUCGUCCUAUCAGGAAAUGGAUGGAAGAUGGGGAAUUGACUAAGGGUGACAAAGUCUUUUUUAUCUUGGAAGCUUCUGGAGAUAUUGAGCCCUCGUUGCUUUGGCAGUCACGAUUCAAGAUCCGCAGGACUCAAGAUGGAGUACUACAUGCACCGAGAUUUCUUCAAGCAGCAGCUAACAGGAUCUUUACGACCGGAAAAAGUGUUGUGGUCCUCAAGCAUCUCAACCAGUUUGAUUUUCUCCAAUCAGCGAGGGGUGACUUUGAGCUCAGUCUGGAUUUUGAUAGCGUCUGCAACCCUGAAGUUCUCGGAUACGCUCCUUUCCCGGAGCUCUUUGACUCUGCAUUUCAUGCUUGGGUAGAGAGCAAACAUCACUCUGCUUCGUCGAUGCUUCGCAGAAUCUUAUUCGACUCCUGUGGCCUCCAAACAUCACUUGAUGCUCUGUCCCAUUUGUACUUCUUCGCCGAUGGAACCACUGCCUCAGUGUUCACUAACUCAAUUUUCGACAAGCUCGACACCUUGGACUUAUCUUGGAAUGAUCGCUUCACACUCACCGAAUUAGCUCAGAGCACCUUCGGGGCAAUCCCGUCCCUAUCCUCAGAUCGUCUACGAACGUCCGUCCUCACCCUUUCCCGAAAGCAUCAAGACGUUGCGAAAUGUAGGAGAACGGUCAAAGUCCUUUCAAUCCUCGAGCUCAAAUAUCAUCUCUCUUGGCCCAUCCAGAUAAUCCUCACCCCAGCGACGAUCUCAACCUACAAAAAGAUUUUUACCUUCCUCCUACAAAUUCGCCGAAGCUCCCACAUUCUCUCGCGCCAGCGCCUGAUUACCGAUGGACUCACAAAGUCCAGCAGCUCCGACGAACGUGCACUCUACUACUCAUUACGAACCCGGCUUCUAUGGUUUACCCAAAUGUUGUAUUACUACCUCACCUCCCUCGUUCUAGAACCCUUAUCCCAGAAAAUGCGAGCAGAGCUCAAAGCCACCGAAGACGUUGAUACUAUGAUCGAAGUCCAUGCCUGCUACAUCAAAACAACAAUUGACCAAGCUCUUCUCGGCAGCAAGCUAGAGCUAAUUCAUAAAACAAUUCUUAAAAUCCUGGAUCUAGGAAUCAAACUUGAAGAUGCACAAGCGGCGAAUGCAGCUGCAAAUAAAGAAGCUUUGGAAAAGCAGCAAGAGAUGAUGGAUCUUUCGAUGGCAAGCUUGGGUCUCCAUACACCACAAAGGAAAGGUCGUUCUCAGCCCGUGUUAAAAGAGGCCAAGGAAAAAGCUGAAUCAAGCUCCGAUGAUGAGGAACAAAAUAUCGAUGUUGAUCUUAGCAUCCUUUCAUCAACGUUUGACGAAAAGGGGGAUCUGUUGUAUGUUGAGAAAUUGAGAAACAUGAAGACGGACUUCGAUAGAUGGGUACGCUUUGUAGCAAGUGGUUUGAGGGGUGUCGCACGGGCUGGCGGGGGAGGAGAGGCCAGGAGUUGGGACACGCUAGGAGAGAUGUUGGAGAAUGGGUUAGAUGCUGGUGGGAUGGGACAUCGAUGAAUGUGUGUAGUUGUGGCAUCGUGAUCACGAAUGCCGAACUGGAAGUGAUUGAGGCUCUCAUCCUCCCAUCAUUGCGCGGUCGAUGUCGUGCUCAUCUGCACCCCGCGUUGGUGGAACGUUUCUCGGCGUCGGCCCCGAAAAUUCCCCGCAGAUUGACGUGAGCCACUUGUUUUCGGGUCUUCUACCUGUGUAUAUAUCUUCAGAUGUAUAUUCAGGAAUAAUUCACCUUACGGGUCAGCAAUUGCCCCGUUGACCGACGGCCAAGAUGAACUCCGG